This is a messenger RNA of Acanthopagrus latus (yellowfin seabream), 1015 nucleotides long. RefSeq names its product small nuclear RNA activating complex, polypeptide 5 (gene snapc5). Lineage: Eukaryota; Metazoa; Chordata; Actinopteri; Spariformes; Sparidae. Gene Ontology annotation, biological process: transcription initiation at RNA polymerase III promoter; transcription by RNA polymerase II. The record is from RefSeq and is a predicted model, not a curated record. Bases 222 to 593 code for a protein of 123 amino acids. Gene Ontology annotation, cellular component: nucleus. The transcript is spliced from 4 exons.
GAUAUGACCGCAUAACCACAGGACCCAAACUUUAGCUAGUAGCAGUUAACUGUAGCACAACAGCUAAUCUGUCAAUAUUCAAAAUAAAAGCUGUAGCAAGCACGUUAUUUUGUGUAUCACCAUUUUCGACGUCGAUAUGGAGCUGUAGGCAGGCUAUAUAAACAGAGAUCUCUUCUCUUUCAGCGUUGAGGAAUGGUCUGACUGCAGCAGUACCAGUAAAGAUGCACAGCCGUCUGCAGGAGUUGAAGAAAGAAGAGGAGACUCUCCUCAAAAUCAAAGUCAUGUUACAAGACCAGCUGAACAGGCUGAAGUUUGAGGAAGGGGCCUUGAAAUCUAUCAUUAAUGCCCAAACAGAAGAAGGAGCAUCUCAGUGCUUUUCCCCGGAAACUGAGGUACAUAUUAACCUUGAUGAUGAGGGUGAGAUCAAUCGAACCAAACUGCUACUGAAUGCCGCUGUAGAUUGUGAUAUGGAGGAGGAGGAGGAGGAAGAUGAAGAGGAGGAAGACGAAGAGGAUGAAGAUGAUGAUAAUGAAGACGAUGAUAAUGGGCUGGAGUUUGUGCCUGAAGAGGACGAGGACGAUGAUGAGUACUGAGGUUCUAAGUGUUUCAUGGGGCUGCAACAUUUGCACCAAUGAGAAUAACCACAUGUAAACGGACGUCUGUUGAUUUGUUCACCUGUUUUGUACUAUCACUUAGGAGGUUUAAUUUAUUUGGAUGGAGUGAGUAACAGUUACAGUGUAAUGAUGUGUGGUGCUAACAGUAUCCUCUCCUUUGCCCGAUUUAAGGCAAGUCCUCCAGAUUUCAUGUUAGAAUUGAAUUCCUGUGUCAAAUUUUGUGAGAAAUGUCUCACUGAAAUGCAGUAAGACAGUAUUAUUAGGUGCUUUUAGCUUAUGACAAAUAUUGUGCAUUCUGAGGAUUAGCAUUAAAAUGUAUGGCUGGGCCAUAUAGAAGAAAGUGUGUAUGCAGAUGUAAGAAAUGAUAAACGUAAGCACAAAAUAAAAUGUUUUGCAUAGGG